Staurois parvus is the source of this 441-nucleotide messenger RNA. The record is from the annotation of a GenBank genome assembly. NCBI's taxonomy places the organism in Eukaryota, Metazoa, Chordata, Amphibia, Anura, Ranidae.
UCCCAAUCCCCUCCAUAUCAUGUGAUUCAGGUGUUCCAAUCCCCUCCAUAUCAUGUGAUUCAGGUGUUCCAAUCCCCUUCCAAUCAUGUGAUUCAGGUGUUCCAAUCCCCUCCAUAUCAUGUGAUUCAGGUGUCCAAAUCCCCUCCAUAUCAUGUGAUUCAGGUGUUCCAAUCCCCUCCCAAUCAUGUGAUUCAGGUGUUCCAAUCCCUUCCCAAUCAUGUGAUUCAGGUGCUCCAAUCCCCUCCAUAUCAUGUGAUUCAGAUGUUCCAAUCCCUUCCCAAUCAUGUGAUUCAGGUGCUCCAAUCCCUUCCAUAUCAUGUGAUUCAGGUGUUCCAAUCCCCUCCAUAUCAUGGGAUUCAGGUGUUCCAAUCCCCUUUCCAAUCAUGUGAUUCGGGUGCUCCAAUCCCCUCCAUAUCAUGUGAUUCGGGUGCUCCAAUCCCC